Molecule: messenger RNA, 1154 nt
Organism: Micropterus dolomieu (smallmouth bass)
Lineage: Eukaryota; Metazoa; Chordata; Actinopteri; Centrarchiformes; Centrarchidae
Product: zinc finger BED domain-containing protein 4-like
Exons: 2
Coding region: 35-1081 (348 amino acids)
Molecular function (GO): protein dimerization activity
Source: RefSeq, a predicted model, not a curated record
GACGACAACAAUAGGGACUGACAGUGCACGCAACAUGGUUGCCGCAAUUCGACUAACACGCUAUGAACACAUGAACUGUGUCGCUCACAUGGUGCAGAGAAGUGUCACGGUGAGUCUUGCUGAGAGCGGCUUUGUAAAUGCUUUGGCCAAGGUUCGCAAAGUUGUCGGUCAUUUUAAGCACAGCCCAGCAAAUGCUGCGGAGCUUCAAGCACAACAAGUCAGCCUGGGAAAGAAGCAAGAGUCAUUGAUCCAGGAUGUUCCAACACGUUGGAAUUCGACGCUGGAAAUGGUCAAGCGCGUGAGCAGAAAUAAAGAGGCUGUCAUCGCAGCCCUGGACAAUCAGGAUCACAAACUCGUUUUGCCGACCGCAGCAGAGUGGGAUAAACUGCAGAGGCUGGAGACACUUCUAGAGCCAUGCAGGUAUGUAACUGAGCUCCUGGGUGGAGAGGCCUAUGUCUCCUGUUCUGUGGUACUACCUUCUCUCUGCCACUUGCGUCUCAAGAUGGAAGCCUGUGAUGAGGACCCUGCAUAUGUGGUGAGAUUCAAGACCAAGUUCAAGGAGGACCUAGCAUCCCGUCAAGAACAGCUCAACAAUGCAUGGCUCCAGAUUGCUACAGUUUUGGAUCCUCGUUUCAAAGACUUGAAAUGCCUGCCCAAGACAGACAGGGAAGCGGUGUGGACCACACUUGAACGGAUGCUGCAACAAGAAUCACCCAGAAAGUCUUCAAAGACACAUGAUGAUGGGCCACCCAGGAAGAAAAUCAGCCUUCUGCAAAUGGGCUCAGAUUCAGAAUCAGAAGAUGAAGAGGUCCAACCUGCCAUACAGAGGUACAGAGCAGAGCCCACCAUUAAAUUGGAGGACUGCCCCUUGAGGUGGUGGGCAUCUCAUUCAGGAGCCCAUGAGAAGCUGGCCUCACUAGCUCACAAAUAUCUAGCCACUCCUGCAACCACUGUUCCCUGUGAACGACUUUUCUCAGUUGCAGGUCACAUUGUGAACAAGAAAAGAUCAGCUUUACUUUCAGAAAAUGUGAACAAAUUAGUUUGCCUCAGCAACUGGCUGAAAGAUGAUGAAGCUCAGUAGAUUUGAAAGGUGAUGUUCAAACAAAAAGACCAGUUUCAGUGCAACAUGUUAUAGUAGUUUUAUUGAAAAUGGU